CUUAUUAAAUAGAAUGAUGAUGUCUUCAUGAUUAGAGAAAUCUUAUAAUGAGUGUUGAUAAUCCAUAUAAUCGGGUGUGCUGCAUCGACAAAUACUAUCACCUUUAUUUAUCAAAGUUUCUGAGGAAAGCAUUCAAAGACAGGAAUAUUCCCACGGAAGAUUUCUACGCAGUUCCGAUUGUCGACAAGGUAGAAAACAUAUACCCGAUAUAUGAAAGAUGUUUCAACAAGUAUCGAGGAAAGAAGAACUCUGUCAAGAAGGCUUGUUGGCUGUUCGCAAGAAACUACAUCAUUCUAACAUCAUGUUGCAUUUUGUUUGAGGCAGCAGUUGCCACUUGCGGUGCUUUUUUGUUGGGUGGACUGUUGAAAAGUCUGGUUGAGGUGGAUGAGAACUACAGUGACGAAGCCAUGCAUAAGUUGUGGGGAUACUUCAGUGGACUUUUGAUCUGUACCUUCAUCUACCCAGUAGUGCACCCUAUCACGUUCUUCGCCAUGUACCAGAUAUCAUACAAGACAAGAGUGGUCUUAACCGUGCUUAUAUAUAGGAAGGUGCUGGUGCUGAAGAACUACAUGUUGAGUCAAACGAGUAGCGGGGAGGUGCUGAAUAUCAUAUCGACCGAUUUGGGCAAAGUGGACUUCCUGGGCAUUUUCCUCAUUUUCUUCAUAAUCUUCCCCGUGUACUUCGUGGUCAAAGUUAUUGCCUCCUACUUUGUGAUAGGAUGGCCAGGCGUGUUUGGAUGUGGCUUGUUCCUUUUGCUGAUCCCAGUGCAGCUGUCAUUCACGUCCAUGUUCUCCAAAUACAGACGACAAUCGGCCAUGUACGCAGACCAGAGAGUGAAAUUGAUGCGAGAGGUGAUCGAGGGAAUUCGGGUGAUCAAGAUGUACGUUUGGGAGGAGUCCUUUAAGCGACUCAUUAAGAAGAUCAGACUGCUAGAGGUUAACGAGCUGAUCAAAGUCCACAUUCUGAACGGAUUCAACUACGGCAUCAAUGCUGGCUCGCCUCAGAUUGUAACCAUGAGCACAGUUCUAGUCACUCUAUACGUACAAAAGGACCACAUUCUUCCGGAUACUUUGUUUGCAUACAUGCUGCUCAUGGGAGACCUCCGAUUUUAUGCACAAAUGUACACCUUAUCUUUGCCAUACGUAGCAGAGAUCAACAUUGCACUGAACAGGAUACAGAAACUCGUAGACAUAAACGAGGAUCCAAACUUUUAUAAUCCGGCCUCGAAGGACGAGGGGAAUGAACAAACGAGGACAUCUGCUGGAAGUACGACUGACCCGGGCGCGGACUACGUGCCUGAAGUGGUACUGAAUAAUGUACAUGCCACUCACGACUCCUUCCAAAUGGAGACGAACACGGGAUUUGAUCUUCAAGAUGUGACCUUCACUGCUGAGCCCGCUGAGUUGAUCAUGGUCGUCGGUGCGACUGGAAGUGGCAAAUCGUCGGUGUUGAUGUGUCUGAUUGAGGAGAUGGUUUUACUAAGGGGUACACGGAAGAGGGUGGGCAGUGUGGCAUAUGCUGCCCAGGAGGCCUGGAUCAUGGCUGGCACAGUCCAGGAGAACAUCCUCUUCGGUCUUCCUCUCAAACCCAAGUUCUACAGUACUGUAGUUGCAGCAUGCUCUCUCAUCAGGGACUUUGAAAUAAUGCCUGAUGGUGACCAGACAGUAGUAGGUGAACGAGGUGUGAUGUUGAGUGGGGGACAGAAGGCGAGGAUAUGUCUAGCCAGAGCAGCCUAUAGAGACGCAGACAUUGUGUUGUUGGAUGACCCUCUAAGCGCAGUGGACAACCAUGUAUCUAAGGCUCUCUUUGAACAGUGUAUCAGAGGUCUGAUGAAGGACAAAAUAGUCUUUCUGGCCACUCAUCAACUACAGUAUCUUCCGAAGGCCACCAAAGUGUUGCUAAUCAAAAGCGGGAGAAUGUUGGCGUGUGGAUCGGCUUCGGAUCUUAUCAACCAGGGCUUUGAUAUAGGCGACAUAGUGAAGACCCCAGUGAUGUCAGAUAUCGAUGCUACACCUGCUGUGGAGUUGGACCAGAAUAGUAACGCAGUCUACUUCCAAGGCAGCUCCUCGCGAUCCCACUCAUUCGUGGCUAGUGAGACCCGAAGCUUGGACAAUGAGCGUGGCAUUUUGCGGUCAGGACGAGGGGGAGACUGGAUAGCCAUGAAGCGUAUGAGUGACGGAGAUCCGGAGGGGAAAGUGGCUGCGGCGGCGCUGCUGAGGAAGCGAAGCAGGAAGAACGAUGUUGCUCACAGUUUCACCACUUAUGCUCACAAGUCAAGUGUACUCUCCUUCUCAUCCAUGCCCGUUUUUGUUGCAGAUACUGUUGUACUAAAUGACAUGGGCAGCGAAAUGGAUAAGAUGUCUCAUCAAAGCGAGAAAGGGAAGAUCGUACCUAAAGUGCUACAGGAUCAGGAGGGAGCUCCUCUGAAGAUCACAGGCGUGGAGGACGAGCAGGUGGGAAGCAUUAGCUGUGCCCUCUAUGUCUACUUCUUCAAGCUAGCUGGUCCAGUGCCGGCCACACUUCUCGUAAUUUUGCUGGGUCUGGGCGCCGUAGGAUUGCAAAUUGCAGCUGAUAAAUUUCUCUCCAGCUGGUCGAACAACAAUGAGCGAGUAGCUGUCUCUGAGGCUCUUUCGGAGGAUCUGGGUGUGCCCAAAUACAACAACGGGACUGAAAUAGAAUCAAUCGGUCUGAAGUACCACGACUUGGGAUAUGUUCGGAUCUAUGUGGUUUUGGUGUCUCUCUUUGUGCUGUUCAAUGGAGUCGCUUCUGCAACAUUCAGUGUGAUAGUUGCGAAGGCGUCUGAGCGACUGCAUAAUCUUAUGUUCGAACGACUCCUGCAUGUCGUGACUAAAUUCUUCGACAUGCAUCCAUCAGGACAGAUACUGAACAAGUUCUCUAAAGAUGUGGGGAUCGCGGAUAAUGAUCUCAACCGUUGCUUCUUCGACUUUUCAAGGUUGUUCUACAUGACAAUAGGCUUCUACGUAGCAGUGAUAGUGACCAAUAUCUACGUGCUCGCUCUAAGUGUGCCUCUAAUCGUGGUCUUCAUUGUGCUGAGGGUGCUCUACCUGCCGGGUUCCAGGGCCAUCAAGCGCAAAGAAGCAAUCGCGAGAAGUCCGGUCUUUUCUCACGUAUCGGUCACUUUGUCCAGUCUGUGUUCGAUCCAUGCCUACAAGCAGGACCAGUACAUGUCCGAUAACUUCGACAGUCACCUGGACGCCCACACUGGAUUCUGGUUCCUCUUCAUCGCCGCCAGCAGGUGGCUCGGAGUCCUCGUCGACUUCAUCAUGGCUUUAUUUCAAGCCAUCGUGUUAGUAGUGGGAGUGCUGUUCUCUUUGUACGACGUGGCAAAUCUAAGUCCUUCGGAUAUUGGAUUCAUGCUUUCAUACACGUUUGCGAUGUUAGGAAUGACCCAGUACAUGGUGCGACAAUCUUGCGAAGUAGAUAAUUUGAUGACAUCAAUCGAGCGUAUGAAGGAAUACACUAAUCUACCUGUAGAGGGGAAAGCAGAUAAACCCUUGGAUCCGCCGGAUGGUUGGCCAGAAAAGGGGACUAUUCAACUCAUCGACGUUUCCCUUUCCUACGAAACAGAAGACGGUGAUGUACACUUAGCCCUAACCGAACUCAAUCUGACAAUUGAACACGGGGAGAAGAUUGGGGUCUGCGGACGUACAGGAGCUGGUAAGAGCUCCUUGAUGGUGCUAUUGACGAGGCUCUUCGAGAUCAACAGUGGCAAGGUGCUCAUUGACGGAGUAGAUUGUUCAAAGUUAAGUUUGGCGAGACUCCGGAAAGCAAUAUCGAUCAUUCCUCAGGACCCUGUGCUGUUCUCACGUUCAGUGCGGGAGAAUCUAGACCCUUUUGGCGAAUACUCAGAAAAGAGAAUAGAAGAGGCACUGGAGAAAGUGGAGUUGUUGGAAUCAGUGAGGAACCUGCCCUCGGGUCUGGACACAACAGUGGCAGAAGGGGGAUCUAACUUCAGCGUGGGUCAGCGACAGUUGAUGUGUCUAGCGAGGGCUCUGUUGUGUUCUACAAAGAUACUUUUAGUGGAUGAAGCGACUGCUAAUGUGGACUAUGCAACCGAUGAGCUCAUCCAGAAAACUCUUCGAGACGUGUUUGCCGAUACGACUGUUCUGACCAUUGCACACAGGCUCAACACCAUUUUAGACAGCACCAGGGUCAUUGUUAUGGACACAGGUCGCAUUGUGGAGGAAGGACCUCCCGAAGAGUUAAGAAAAAACCGCAAUGGAUAUUUCUACGCUCUAAUUUCCCAUCAAGUUCAUCAAGAUCAGUCAAUCAGCUCGAGUGAUGACGAAUGUAGCCAGCUUUUAGAGACACAGCCAGACGAGAGCACAUUUGUUCAGGGGGUUGGAAUUGCCAAUAGAGAAGGAUUGGAUGCUUCAGAAGACCAGACUGCUGAUCGAGCUUCGAGCGAGGAACACGAUUCCUCUUUGUAAAUUUCACAUAGUCACUACUCACUGGCGUGUUAGUCAAAGAGAAAUCUUGAAGCCAAAUUAGCGGUGCUAGAUCUAGAAGUGCAAUUCAUUCCAUUGAAGAAAACUAAGAUGAAGAUGAUAAAGCAACAAAGAAUGGAAUUUUGUAAACUCUCUUCAAAACUGAAUGAACUUACCAAUGUUAGUAACUUAGAAACUUUACUUAGCUUAUGAUUGAGUUAUGAUUUUGAAUCAGUUGAACCUUGUCGAUUAUUAUUGAAGCUAUGUAUAUAAAACAAAAAACUAUCAAA
Molecule: messenger RNA, 4738 nt
Organism: Symsagittifera roscoffensis
Lineage: Eukaryota; Metazoa; Xenacoelomorpha; Acoela; Convolutidae
Product: ATP-binding cassette sub-family C member 4-like
Exons: 23
Coding region: 48-4451 (1467 amino acids)
Biological process (GO): transmembrane transport
Cellular component (GO): membrane
Molecular function (GO): ABC-type transporter activity; ATP binding; ATP hydrolysis activity
Source: RefSeq, a predicted model, not a curated record